Messenger RNA from Strongyloides ratti, 1374 nucleotides. RefSeq names its product UNC93-like protein MFSD11. The transcript has 2 exons. The record is from RefSeq and is a predicted model, not a curated record. Bases 1 to 1374 code for a protein of 457 amino acids. Lineage: Eukaryota; Metazoa; Nematoda; Chromadorea; Rhabditida; Strongyloididae.
AUGGCAAAAGAACUUCUAUUAGUUCAUCUCAUUGGUAUUGGAUUCCUUUUUUUAUAUUUAGGAUUUGAUUUAAAAGCUAUGAUUGAAGAAAAUAUGUUACAUAGUGUUUCACAUAUUGAUCCUAGUAGAAUGAAUCCAUAUGCAGGAUAUUAUGGAUUAUCAUUAAAUUAUGCAACUGGUGCAUUUUUAGCACUAAUAACAUCAUUUAUUGUUGAUAUUAUUGGAGCUAAAUGGAGUAUGGUAUUAUCUGGAUUCAUUUUUACUAUUCAUAUGGCUUUUUUUAUGUUUCUUAAUAGUUAUGUAUAUUAUAUUGUCUCAGCUAUAAUGGGUCUUGGAAAUUCACUUUCAUGGACUGGUCAAGGUGUUUAUCUUCGUGAAAUAACAACAAAAAAUAAUUACUUGAGAAAUAGUGCAAUAUGUUGGGCAGUUAAUUUAAUAUCUCUUCCUGUAGGUGGAUUAUUAUUAUUAUUAUUAGAAUAUUUUAUUGGUGAUGAAUUAAUGGAUUAUAUGCCAAUUUCAACAAUAAGAAUCAUUAUGUGUAUUUUUUUGGGAGCUUCUUUUAUCAGUUUUAUGUUAUUUUGUUCUCUUCCAAAUAAUAGUGGUCCUUUAAAAAGUUUUAAUAAAAAGAAUUUAAUUGAUGCAUUAAAAAAAAAUGUAACAAUGAUAAAAGAUAGAAAAAUACAAUUACUUAUACCAUGCUUUUUUUUUAUUGGUUAUGAAACAGGAUACUGGGUUGCAAUAUAUCCAACAUGUUUAAUAUUUUUAAAAACAUUAAAUUUAGGAAGUGCAAUAAAAGUAACAGCAUUUUAUACAAUAGCAUGUGGAUUGGGGCAAAUUCUAAUGAGUUUAAUUAUUUCAUUGAUAUCAAAUAAAUUUGUAAAAAAUGGUUAUAAAUAUUCAAUUAUAUUAGCAGGAAUAAUACAUUUUAUAGCAUUUACACUUGUUUUCUUUUGUAUACCACCAGAAUCAAAAUAUAUGUUAACAACAAAAGAAAAUUAUUUACCUGCAAAUACGUUUACAGUAAUAUUAAUAUCAUUUUUAUUUGGUGCAGGUGAUAGUGCAUGGAAUUCAAUAAGAACUGGCAUUUGUACAUCACAAUUUAAAAAUGAAACAAGUCAAGCUAUAUCAUUAUCAAGACUUUUUCAAUCAUUAGGAUGUAGUUUGUCAUUUUUAUUAGGACCAUUAUUAAAUUUAUAUAUAGAAAUGGCAGGUCUUAUAAUAUUAUUAAUUGUAACAUUUAUAUCAUUUUUAUAUUUAAAUCAUAAUUAUUUAGUACAUACAUUAGUAUCAGAAGAUGAAAAAAAAAAUAAUAAAAAAAAAGAAAUAAUUUAUAAGAUUGAGUCUGAUAUUACAUUUAAAAAUAUAGUUUUAUAG